CUUGCUUCGUUCUCGCCAUCACUUCAACCGCAUCGCUCGAAGUCGACUACCCGCCAUGGUCGACGACGACGCUAAUGAGGAGCUCUCAGUAACGUUCCAACCUGCAUUGUACCUACAGAGACGUGCAUGGGUCUUUGAGGAGAUGCGUCGCGAAGGUACAACACGUGUCGUUGACAUCGGGUGUGGGGAAGGCGAGACGAUCGCCUGCCUCUCCAAUCCGGCGCCGUGGCGCGGACCACUGCGCUUAGAUUGCAAAAAUGGCUCGCCUCAGCCUGUACAAGAUACCCUACAUGUCCUAUCUAUACACGCUUUGGACAUAUCUGCCGCCGAGCUCGAGCUCGCAACCAUGGUUACAGCGCCGCCCUCGAAAGAGUCAUGGCUUACGCGCUGGGAAUCGUUGGACGUCAAGCUCUGGCACGGCGGGCUGGAGUCCUUCAACUCCGAGUUUGUUGAUGUAGAGUGUAUCAUCUCCACUGAAGUUAUCGAACAUCUCCCUGAGGGCGUCCUACCUGAAUUCGCCCCCAUGCUUUUGGGCGUGUACCAUCCCCACCUCCUACUUAUCACAACUCCGUCCUAUGACUACAACGCGAGAUUCACCGCUCCAGAUGCUCCUCCCUCUGCCCGCAGAGGCUUCCCAGAUCCCACCGGCCGGACAAAUCGGAUCUUCCGCCACCACGAUCACAAGUUUGAAUGGACUGUACAGGAGUUUAGGGUAUGGUGCGAGGCAGCUGCCCGAGAGUGGGGAUACGAUGUCACGGUCUCAGGCGUCGGUAGGGCGCAAGAGAAGGACAAAUGGGGUCGUGACGAUGAACUUGGCUCGGCAAGCCAGGUU
This is a messenger RNA of Phanerochaete carnosa HHB-10118-sp, 832 nucleotides long. RefSeq lists its product as uncharacterized. The transcript has 3 exons. Gene Ontology annotation, biological process: siRNA processing; RNA methylation; piRNA processing. The annotation marks the transcript as partial. Gene Ontology annotation, molecular function: O-methyltransferase activity; RNA methyltransferase activity. The record is from RefSeq and is a predicted model, not a curated record. Gene Ontology annotation, cellular component: nucleus; cytoplasm. NCBI's taxonomy places the organism in Eukaryota, Fungi, Basidiomycota, Agaricomycetes, Polyporales, Phanerochaetaceae.